AUGGCGACUUUGCAGUUGCCAAAGCUCAACAUCCCGGCGUCCUCGGCGACGGUGAGCGUGUCGAUCAUCAACAGCAGCGGCACUCUCCGGGGCGUGCGAGCACGACGGUUCAUCGAGCCCGAGAUCCCCGGCCACGACUGGCUGGCGACACCCAUCUUCUCGUUCCUGGUCGAGCAUCCGACGCUCGACCGCUCGAUCGUGUUCGAUCUCGGCAUGCGCAAGGACUGGUGGAACUGGCCUCCCCCCUUGGCCGAGCGGCUGCGGACGAGUGGCUACACGCCGUGCGUCCCGAGGCACGUCCGCGAGAUCCUCGACGCCGGCGGUGUCGACACGGCCAAGAUCGAGGCCGUGGUCUGGUCGCACUGGCACUUUGACCACACGGGCGACCCGGCCACGUUUGACCCUUCGACCGCGCUCAUCGUGGGGCCCGGCUGCAAGCAGCACAUUUUUCCCGGCUGGCCGGCGAACCCGCGCGCCGCGUUCAGCGAGGCCGACUACGCAGGGCGGGAAGUGCGGGAGCUCGACUUCUCCCCGGGCCCGGGCCGGCUCAAGAUCGGCCGCUUCGACGCGCUCGACUACUUUGGCGACGGGUCGUUCUACUUCCUCGACAGCCCUGGCCACGCGAUCGGCCACAUCUGCGGCCUGGCCCGGGUCAAGAGCCGCGGUGCCGGGGGCCCCGGGGCCGAUCCGGACACCCAGGACAGCUUCAUCCUGAUGGGCGGCGACGCGGUGCACCACGGCGGUGAGCUCAGGCCACACACAUGGCAUCCUUUGCCUGCGGAGAUAACGCCGCACCCGUUCGAUCCGCUGUCGAGAGCGCCCUGCCCGGGCGAGAUAUUCGACUGCGUGCUCAGAGAUGUGCCGGGCAGUUGUAAUGGCGGUGGUGGCGGUGGUGACAGUGGCAGUAACAGUGGCGGCAGCACCAAGAAGGACCGGCACUCCCCGAUAUACCUGCCCCAGGGCGACCCUGCGUACGGCGUCGUGCCGCAUCACGACAUCCCCGAGAUGAUCGACUCGAUCAGGAAAGUGCAGGAGGCGGACGCGCACAGCAACAUCCUGGUCGUCGCGGCGCACGACCAGUCGCUGCUGGACAUUGUCGACUUCUUCCCCGCCCGGGCGGACGAGUUUGCGGAGAAGGGGUGGGUACAGAAGGCGCGGUGGGCGUUCCUGAUGGACUUUGCCAGGUCGGUCGGGUUUGAUGGGGAUCUGGAGGCUCUUCGCGGCGGCGUUGGUGCUGGCGAGGAGGGAACCACGCGAGGAGCAGGAGGAGGAGAAAGUAAGGGGUGGAAGCAGGAGAGGAUGACGAGACUUGCGGAGAGGACUGGCGACUUCUCAGGCCUGCCCAAGGAGGAGAACGUGAGGGCCUGGGUAGAGAGAGGGGCGAAUGUUCACUCUUGA
Messenger RNA from Microdochium trichocladiopsis, 1398 nucleotides. RefSeq names its product beta-lactamase-like protein. The record is from RefSeq and is a predicted model, not a curated record. NCBI's taxonomy places the organism in Eukaryota, Fungi, Ascomycota, Sordariomycetes, Xylariales, Microdochiaceae. Bases 1 to 1398 code for a protein of 465 amino acids. The transcript has a single exon.